AUGGGUGCUGUGGUAACUGAUGAGCCUCGUUUGGUCGAAAACGAUGUUCACGUGUGCGUUGCGAAAGCGAGGGCUCGUGAUAAGUCACUCACCUACUCGGAAGCCUUGGCGUACUACGAAUCACUCGGCCAACUCAAAUCCAGUGACAUCCGCGGCUGCAACCUUCACAAAAGGAAUCGGGGCUGUAUGAGUUACCGUUGUCGCACUGCCAAAAUAUUGCACCAACGCAUCUCUCGUCCAAAGCCAAACGACCUCUACGCGAAGAUCGACGUGUGUGCACCGGAAAAUGUCCACAAAAAAGGAGAAUGUGGCGAACCGGCCAUCGCCGAAGUCCUUCUCAGGGUGACUCUUCUCGUCGACCUUGAGAACAAAACGGAAGCCCAUUUCACGUGCGACGAAUUUUUCUUGCCUGGCUUGGGCGCAGCCACCUCAGCCAUACUUCUGCAACAUAAUGAGGAAAGUAAUUUUCCUUUUUUUUAA
Messenger RNA from Aureococcus anophagefferens, 480 nucleotides. RefSeq lists its product as hypothetical. The transcript has 3 exons. The coding region runs from base 1 to 480 and encodes 159 amino acids. The record is from RefSeq and is a predicted model, not a curated record. Lineage: Eukaryota; Pelagophyceae; Pelagomonadales; Pelagomonadaceae.